CAGCGCAGGUCCCGUGUAAACGUGGGCGGCCAGUGCGCGUGCCAGAGUCAAAAUUGAAUUGUAUGACAUUUUAAUUUCACUUUAACAACGAAUACAUGAUCUUCAAAAGAGGUUUAUGCCUCGCGCCGUUACGCGGUUUUAUAUUUUUGCAAAGGUGUGAUCGCGAUGACUCGAGAGGAGAUUUAUAAUCGAGUCGUUCAGCUGGAUUUACAACAUAUGUCACAAUCAAGCUAUUGAAAGAAGUCAGUUUGUUGUUGUUAUUUGUACAUUAGCGAACCCACGUGUCCAGUGAAAUAUACCUUCAUCAGAGAGAUGAGUAAACGAGAAGACGAGGGAUGUGUCCGAAAACGAAGGACAGAUGCUGGACAGAAAUCAGACGAUUGCAUCAACUCAGAUUCACCUGUCAUUGCUGCUUUUAAAGUUUUCCAGCAAGAGUUGGACACCAAACAUGAUAAAUACGAGCGUUUGGUAAAAAUCAGUCGCGAUGUCACCAUUGAGAGCAAACGGACCAUCUUUCUCUUGCAUAGAGUGACCAGUGUUCCAGAUGUUGAGGAAAUACUGAACGACGCUGAUGUUAAACUGGAUGGUGUGAGGCAGAAGAUCGGACAGAUAGCUGAAGAACUGAAAGGAGAAGAUUUAUAUCAGUUCCACCGGGCAUUCACACCAGGGAUUCAGGAGUAUGUGGAGGCUGUUUCGUUUCAUCAUUUUAUCAGACAUCGCCGUCUGAUCAGUCUGGAGGAAAUCAAUGCUUGUCUCGUCUUCAUGAAAGACGACCAAACAACAAAGGGUGGUGGUGAGGUUGUGGUGCCUGGUCCCUGUGUUCUGACCUUCCAGGUAACGCCCACCGAUUACCUGCUGGGUGUGGCUGACCUGACGGGCGAGCUGAUGCGUAUGUGCAUAAGCAGCGUGGGCAACGGCGACAUGGACACACCCUUACAGCUCAGCACCUUCCUGCGGGAAAUCCACGACGGUUUCGCUUACAUCGGCAACACGGGGCCCUACGAGGUCUCCAAGAAACUGCACACGCUGCGUCAGAGCCUGGGUAAGGUGGAAGACGCGUGCUACGCUCUGCGUGUGCGUGGCUCUGAGAUUCCCAAGCACAUGCUUGCUGAUGUUUUUACCAGCAGGGCGGCGCCAUUGGACCCAGAUGAUGGGAUUGUUUAAGAUGUUCAUGUUCAUGAGCAUAUUGUUUAAGUGUUUUUGGUUGUGAAGGACUGUUUUUGAAUUGUUUUAUCAUUUGCAUGUUGUUACGAUGCCUCGUUUCUCAGUUUUGUGCUAUCGUACUGCAUUUACAGUAAAUGGAAACAAUGAAUGGCUAAACUUCAUUCACUUCUACGUGUUUACAGUUUACUUUAAAAUAAUACUGUCUCUGAUAUAUCAAUAAAACUUGUUUUUGGUACAAA
This is a messenger RNA of Paramisgurnus dabryanus, 1403 nucleotides long. RefSeq names its product translin-associated factor X (gene tsnax). The record is from RefSeq and is a predicted model, not a curated record. Gene Ontology annotation, molecular function: sequence-specific DNA binding. NCBI's taxonomy places the organism in Eukaryota, Metazoa, Chordata, Actinopteri, Cypriniformes, Cobitidae.